UUAAAUUAAGCUAGAGGAUUUUGGAAUUGAAACCACAACCUCGUGUAUGCGUAUUCGAUCGUCGGUGUAUGCAAAUAGUUAAUUUGUAGAAUUACAUUUAUUUAAUGUGUAUCUGUAAAAUUUUAAUAUUAUUUAUAAAUUUCUUUAUUAACUGUGAUGGCUAAUAGUAAAAUUGCAGUUAGUGAUACACCGCAAAUACAAAUUAGAUUUGUAACAAAACAGCAACAAUAUGCUGUACCAGAUUAUCCUUUAUCAGUGCCUACAUCCAUAAUUAUUUCAGAAUUGAAUGUUCUUGUAAAUGAACUUUUAAAAGAGUCUGAUACCAGCAAUGAAGAAAUUGAAUUUGAUUUUCUUAUAUGUUCAGAAUUUCUUCGUACCUCUUUAAUAGAACAUAUUAUCGAAAGAGCUAUUUCAAUAGAAGAAGUAAUCAAUGUUGAAUAUAUUGUAAAACAUCCUCCACCAGAACCACAAGAUUGUCUUAUACAUGAUGAUUGGGUAUCUGCAGUCUCUAUGUGUGAAAAAUGGAUAUUGACUGGCUGUUAUGAUAAUACUCUUCAUUUAUGGACAGCAAAAGGUAAACAUCAUUUAACAAUUCCUGGACAUUCAUCACCUAUUAAAGCUGUAGCAUGGAUAUCUUUAGAUGGUGACAUUGGAGUUUUUGUUAGUGCAUCUCAAGAUCAAACUGCAAUAUUAUGGAAGUGGAAUGUUGAAAGUAAUUCUGUAGAAACUGUUCACAUAUGUAAAGGACAUGAACGUGGACUUGAAGCAGUUGGAGUCAAUUCUUUAAGUAAUUUAAUGGCCACUGGUUCUUGGGAUACAAUGCUAAAAAUUUGGUCAACUUCUUUGCAAGAUGAUAGUGAAAAUGGUGAAUCUGCUUCUAAAAGAAAAAAGACUGACUGUAGUAAAACACGAGUACCAUUACGAACUAUGAAAGGUCAUAAAGAAGCCAUUAGUGGUGUAGUGUGGUCUGAUAAAACGGAAAUUAUUACAUCAUCAUGGGAUCAUACCUUAAAAAUUUGGGAUACAGAAUUAGGAGGUGUUAAACAUGAAUUUACAGGAAAUAAGAGCUUUUUUGAUCUAGAUUAUUCACCACUAAGUAAAGUACUCAUUACAGCAUCGGCAGAUAAGCAUAUUCGACUAUAUGAUCCACGAUCUACAGAGGGUGCUGUAGUUAAGUCAAUGUUUACUUCACAUACACAAUGGGUUCAAUCAAUUCGGUGGUCAACAACUGAAGAACAUCUAUUUAUGUCUGGUGCAUAUGAUAAUAAUGUAAAACUUUGGGAUGCUCGAAGUCCUAGAGCUCCAUUAUUUGAUUUAAGUGGUCAUGAGGAUAAAGUACUAUGUUGUAAUUGGUCGAAUCCUAAAUUUUUGGUGUCUGGUGGAACUGAUAAUACAGUAAGAGUAUUCAAAUCAAGAUAUGCUGUUGUAUAAAUGUAUAAAUAAAUCUUUUAUAAUAUUUAUAUCUUAAAUAUUAU
This is a messenger RNA of Ceratosolen solmsi marchali, 1475 nucleotides long. Its product is annotated as ribosome biogenesis protein WDR12 homolog. The record is from RefSeq and is a predicted model, not a curated record. The coding region runs from base 157 to 1431 and encodes 424 amino acids. The transcript has 9 exons. Gene Ontology annotation, biological process: ribosome biogenesis. Gene Ontology annotation, molecular function: protein binding. Lineage: Eukaryota; Metazoa; Arthropoda; Insecta; Hymenoptera; Agaonidae.